AUGUCCUGCCUGGCCCGCACCCCCUGGACCCGGGGGCCUCCCAUACCACCCACUCGCCUCUGCAUGGGCUCCAAGGCCCCUGCCUGGCCACCCAGAGCCACCCGCCCGCGCUGCCCAAUCCACCUGCCCCGCCGGCAGCGCCCUCAAAACGCCGCGCGCCCUCCUCCCCUCCCACCGCCGCUCGACCUGGGGACCCGCUCCGUCCUCAGCACCUCAGCACGCCGGCCUCCCGCGCUCCGGGCUCCCGGCUGCACGGGCCUGGCCACCGGGGUCCUGGAGACGCGCAAAAGGUUGGCCUGCUGCGUUGGCCGGGAAUCGAACCCGGGUCAACUGCUUGGAAGGCAGCUAUGCUCACCACUAUACCACCAACGCUGCACAGCCCGGGCCGCCCCCAGGACGCCCGCCCAGGGUUCGGGCCCCGGCGCCUGCACCCUCUCUGGUCACCGCCUCUGGCCACCGCCUCCACCGCCCAGCACGCCUUGGCCCUGCCCCGACGACCCGCCCAUCCACAGCGCGGCGCUGCUGCACGGGCCCAGCAGCGGCCGCCCGCCGUCCCACCCGCGCCAGCCCCACGCGGCUGGGCCGCUCCGUGGGGCCCGCCCGCCUGCCAACCGCCUCUGGGAGGCGCUGGCGCCGCCCGGCCUCUCCUGGUCCCACCGCCGCCCCCCCACCCCCCUUUUGCCGGCCGGGAAACCCGGCCUCCGAGAUCCGCGUCCCUCCGGCCACGCGCUCCCCCUGGGCCUUCUCCACAGAGUGCUGGCGAAGGCCACAUCCCCGCGCCCACGGACGGCCCGACACACCCGCGGCCCACCCGUCCCCCGCGCCCCGCCUCGCCUCGCCUCGCCGUGUCCCGUCCCGUCCCGUCCCCCCUCCAUCCGUCCCAAGCCCCCGCCCCAGCCGGACCGGCAGCGUCGAAUCACCGGGAGCCCCGGGCACCACGGAAGGCCCUGGCUGGGCUGUGGCGAGCCCGCAGGCGCGCGGCCCCGACGCCGAGGAAGGCAAAAGGGUGGCGGUGGUGGGACGCCGGCCAACCUUUUGCGCGUCUCCAGGACCCCGGUGGCCAGGCCCCGUGGCAGCCGGGAGCCCGGAGCGCGGGAGGCUGGCGUGCUGAGGUGGGCUGGGACGUCCGCGCUCCUCUUCGGAGCGUCCUCUUCGGCCACCACCCCAGAGGCCGCCACCGCCUCCGUCCCCACGGAGGGGCCACCAACAGACGCCCGGACGGCCGACCACCACAGGGGCUUGGACUCUCCCGCGGCACCGGGGCCGCCCGUGACGAGCGACCCCUUGCAGCUGCAUCCUGAGGCCCGGGGCGGGAACGGAGCGGAGCUGGAGGACCCCGGCCGGCGUCCCGAGGCGCGGCUGGCGCGGCUGGGGGAGACGGCGCGGCCCGCGGUUCCGGAGCCCCGGGCGGCCCUCGGCGGCUCCCCCUCCCGCAGCGGCCCCGGCUCCCCCUCCCGCAGCGGCCGCGCAGCCCCAGCUCGCGCGGGGCCGGAGCUUCUCGGCGGGGGCGCGUCGGUCCCGCCCGCGGCCGCCCAGCGGCAAGGCGGCUUUGCAGGCAGCGGCUGCCGGCCGGUUUCCGUAGUGUAG
Molecule: messenger RNA, 1587 nt
Organism: Mustela lutreola (European mink)
Lineage: Eukaryota; Metazoa; Chordata; Mammalia; Carnivora; Mustelidae
Product: basic proline-rich protein-like
Exons: 4
Coding region: 1-1587 (528 amino acids)
Source: RefSeq, a predicted model, not a curated record